CCUGCGGAAAGAGGUGGCCCCGGGCUCGUAGCCGGCACCUUCUGGGUCAUGGCAGCUGUCAGGUCCGGCCUGGGCCGCAUCUCCCCAGCUUCAUCCAUCCUGUUCCUGUGCGACAUGCAGGAGAAAUUCCGCCACAACAUCGUCUUCUUCCCAGAGAUUGUCUCCGUGGCUGCACGCAUGCUCAAGGUGGCCCGGCUGCUGGAGGUGCCUGCGAUGCUGACCGAGCAGAACCCGAAACGCCUGGGCCCCACGGUGCCCGAGCUGGGGGCCGAGGAGCUGCGGCCGCUGCCCAAGACCUGCUUCAGCAUGGUGCCUGCCCUGAGCCAGGAGCUGGACGCCCGGCCGCACCUGCGCUCCGUGCUGCUGUGUGGGAUCGAGGCACAGGCCUGCAUCCUGAACACCGCCCUGGACCUCCUGGACCGCGGCCUGCAGGUCCACGUGGUGGUGGACGCCUGCUCCUCCCGCAGCCAGGUGGACCGACUGGUAGCGCUGUCUCGGAUGCGUCAGAGCGGCGCCUUCCUUUCCACCAGCGAGGGGCUUAUUCUGCAGCUUGUGGGGGAUGCCGCGCACCCCCACUUCAAGGAGAUCCAGAAGAUUAUCAAGGAGCCUGUCCCCGACAGUGGGCUACUGGGCCUCUUCCAAGGCCAGAACCCCCUGUUCAGAUGA
Molecule: messenger RNA, 666 nt
Organism: Elephantulus edwardii (Cape elephant shrew)
Lineage: Eukaryota; Metazoa; Chordata; Mammalia; Macroscelidea; Macroscelididae
Gene: ISOC2
Product: isochorismatase domain containing 2
Exons: 6
Coding region: 49-666 (205 amino acids)
Cellular component (GO): cytoplasm
Source: RefSeq, a predicted model, not a curated record